UAGAGUCGCUGGACGCACUUUCAAUGGAUAGCUAAGAUAUAUCGGAUGCCAAUGAAAAGUGUGCACUUGUAGCCAUAUACCUUUCCAAGAAGAGACAGAUGCAGUGAUCCGAGGUGAGCCGAUCUUGCAUUCGAGAACGUCGGUGUGGGGAAUCACGCCAACCCGAGGCCCUUCGGAUUUUGAAGGCCCUCUGCUUUGAAUCUCGAAAACGGCCCCUAAAUCGCAACAAUUAAGGCAUCGGAGAUUUAACCAGGAUGUCGGACAGCGCGGGUCUUCAGUUCGUCAGCCCGUACGCUUUCGAGGCCAUGCAGAAGGUGGACGUGGUGCGCCUGGCGGCGCUGAGUGAUCCCGAACUGAGACUGCUGCUACCCUGCCUGGUGAGGAUGGCCCUGUGUGCCCCCGCCGACCAGAGCAACACCUGGGCCCAGGACAAGAAGCUCAUCCUGCGCCUGCUGUCCGGGGUAGAAGCCGUCAACUCGAUCGUCGCUCUGUUGUCAGUGGAUUUCCACGCUUUGGAACAGGAUGCCAGGAAAGAACAGCAGCUCAGACACAAGGCAGGGGGUUCCAACGGGGAGAGUGUCCUCGUGUCCCAGCUCCAGCAUGGCUUGACUCUAGAGUUUGAGCACAGCGAUCCUCUCAGAAGGCUGCGGUUGGCACUCAGUGAAUUGUUGGCCAUAAUGAACAAGGUCUCUGAUUCAAAUGGAGAGUUUUUCUUGAAGUCCUCAGAACUCUUUGAAAGCCCUGUGUAUCUGGAGGAAGUAGCGGAUGUUCUUUGCAUCUUACAAGCAGAACUUCCCUCAUUACUGCCCAUCAUAGACGUAGCUGAAGCUCUGCUACAUGUGCGCAAUGGAGACUGGUUCCUGUGUCUGCUGGUGGCUAAUGUUCCAGACAGCUUUAAUGAAGUGUGCAGGGGGCUGAUUAAGAACGGCGAGAGGCAGGACGAGGAGAGCAUCGGGGGCAGGCGCCGGACGGAGGCGCUGAGGCAGCUGUGCCAGAUGAACCCCUCGCAAGCCCUGAACAUCCGCGCCAUGGUGGUGGAGGAGUGUCACCUGCCUGGCCUGGGUGUGGCUCUGACACUGGACUACAAGCCGGACGCUGCCGACGACGCCGUCAGCCCGUUGGUUUCAUUCGUUAGCGGGCUGCUCCUGGGCACCAAUGGCAAAGUGCGCACCUGGUUCGGAAUGUUCAUCCGCAACGGCCAGCAGAGGAAACGCGAGAGCAGCUCGGUGCUGUGGCAGAUGCGCAGGCAGCUGCUGCUGGAGCUGGUGGCCAUCCUGCCCCGGUCCCGGAGCACGCACGUGCCCAACGACAGCGAGGCCGACACGGAGAGCACCUCCGGCUACUCGGGCCUCAGGGAGGAGCACGUGGUGAAGGCCAGCGCCCUCCUGCGCCUCUACUGCGCCCUCAUGGGCAUCGCGGGGCUCAGGCCCACCGAUGAGGAAUCGGAGCAGCUCCUGCAGCUGAUGACCAGCCGCCCACCCGCCACCCCUGCAGGCGUGCGCUUCGUGUCCCUGUCCUUCUGCAAGCUGCUGGCCUUCCCCACGCUCGUCAGCACGCCGGAACAGGAGCAGCUGAUGGUGAUGUGGCUGAGCUGGAUGAUCAAAGAGGAGGAGUAUUUCGAGAGUGCCGCGGGCGUAUCCGCUUCCUUCGGAGAGAUGCUAUUACUGGUUGCCAUGUAUUUCCAUAGCAACCAGCUCAGCGCCAUCAUCGAGCUGGUCUGCUCCACUUUAGGGAUGAAGAUUGCCAUAAAGCCCAGUUCCUUGAGCAAAAUGAAGACCAUUUUUACGCAGGAGAUUUUCACCGAGCAGGUGGUCACUGCCCAUGCAGUGAGGGUUGCCGUCACCAACAACCUGAGCGCCAACAUCACCGGCUUCCUGCCCAUCCAUUGCAUCUACCAGCUUCUGAGGAGUCGCGCCUUCACCAAGCACAAGGUGUCCAUCAAGGACUGGAUCUUCAGGCAGCUGUGCGAGACGACCACCCCGCUCCACACGCAGCUGCUGCCCCUCAUCGACGUCUACAUCAACUCCAUCCUCACCCCGGCCUCCAAGGCCAACCCCGAGGCCACCAACCAGCCAAUCACAGAGCAGGAGAUCCUCAACGUCUUCCAGGGCCUGGCUGGGGGGGACAGCAGUCGUGUCCGUUCCCAGUACAGCAUCACCACCCAGCUGCUGAUCCUCUAUUACAUCCUGUCCUAUGAGGAGGCCCUGCUGGCCAGCACCAAAGCCCUGGCCCUCAUGCAGAAGAAGCCCAAGUCCUACUCCGCCGCACUCAUGGACCAGAUCCCCAUCAAGUACCUGAUCCGACAGGCCCAGGGCCUGCAGCAGGAGCUGGGGGGUCUGCACUCUGCCCUGCUGCGCCUGCUGGCCACCAACUACCCGCACCUGUGCAUGGUGGAGGACUGGAUCUGCGAGGAGGAGAUCACCGGCACGCUGCCGCUGCUACGCCGGAUGCUGCUCACCAGCGCCACCUGCAAGUACUCCCAGCAGCAGCUGCAGGACGCAUUCCAGGCGAUGCCAUCCAGCGGCCCGCAGCUGAUGCAGAUACUGGAGCACCUGACCCUGCUGUCGGCCAGCGACCUCAUCCCCUACGCUGAGGCGCUCACCUCAAACAUGGCCAUGCUGCUGGGCGCCGGCGUGUCCCGCAGGGUGCUGCAGACCAUCAACAAGCUGUGGAUGGUCCUCAACACCGUGAUGCCGCGGAGGCUGUGGGUGAUGACCGUGAACGCUCUGCAGCCCCCCAUCAAGCUCCUGCGGCAGCAGAGGUACACGCAGAUCGACCUGAUGAUCGACCCCUUGAUCGUGCUCCGCUGCGACCAGAGAGUCUACAGAUGCCCCCCGCUGAUGGACAUCACUCUACACAUGCUCAAUGGCUACCUCCUGGCCUCCAAGGCCUACCUGAACGCCCACCUGAAGGAGACGGCCGAUUUCGACAGGCAGACCCAGACCAUCUCAAACCUGGGCCUGGCGGGGCAGCCAGACACCCCCGAGGUCACCCGGGAGGAACUGAAGAACGCCCUGCUGGCUGCACAGGACAGCGCAGCGGUGCAGAUACUGCUGGAGGUGUGCCUGCCCACCAGCGAGGAGCGGCAGCUGGAGGGCGGGGCCGGGAGCCUGCUGAAGAGCAUCCGGCAGUCGCCCGAGCUGCAGGAGGCGGGGUCGGGGGCGGGCCGAGCCGAGGGGGAGGAGCCUGAGGGGGGCCUGCUCAGUGACCUGCGCGAGGUGCAGUGCCUGAUCUGCUGCCUGCUGCACCAGAUGUUCAUUGCCGACCCCAACAUCGCCAAACUGGUGCACUUCCAGGGUUACCCCCAGGAGCUGCUGCCUUUGACCGUAGCUGGCAUCCCUUCCAUGCACAUCUGCCUGGACUUCAUCCCUGAGCUCCUGGCUCAGCCGCAGCUCGAGAAGCAGAUUUUUGCCAUCCAGCUCCUCUCCCAUCUGUGCACUCAGUACGCCCUGCCCAAGUCUCUCAGCGUGGCCCGCCUCGCCAUCAGUGUCAUGGGCACUCUGCUCACAGUGCUGACCCAGGCCAAACGGUUCGCCUUCUUCAUGCCCACUCUGCCCUGCCUGGUGGCCUUCUGCCAGGCCUUCCCCCCGCUCUACGACGACGUGGCGUCCCUUCUGGUCCAGGUGGGGCAGGUGUGCGCCUCCGACGUGGCCACCAAGGCCAGAGACAUCGACCCGCUCAUCGCUAGGCUGCAGUACCUGAAGGAGAGGCCGGAGGAGGCGGGCCAGGCGCCCAAGCUGACCCUGCCCCAGAGAGCGGCGGAGGAGCUGGGCUGCAGCGACCCGGACGCCCAGCUGUGCUGCUGCAUCGAGGCCACCUUCAUGGACAUCAUUGGCUCCCGCCUGCGCGGGACGUAGGGCCGGCCCGGGCCACGCCCGUUUUCACAGAGCAACGGGGAGGCAGAGAGGCGGAGACGCCCCUCACUCACACGUUUCCUAACAGGAUGUUCUAGACGACAGAGGACAGGGGACUCGGGCCUUGCAGAACCGCGCGCCGGUCAUUAGC
This is a messenger RNA of Megalops cyprinoides (Indo-Pacific tarpon), 4005 nucleotides long. It is a transcript of the gene ints2, whose product is annotated as integrator complex subunit 2. Gene Ontology annotation, cellular component: integrator complex. Gene Ontology annotation, biological process: snRNA 3'-end processing. NCBI's taxonomy places the organism in Eukaryota, Metazoa, Chordata, Actinopteri, Elopiformes, Megalopidae. The transcript has 26 exons. The record is from RefSeq and is a predicted model, not a curated record. The coding region runs from base 255 to 3857 and encodes 1200 amino acids.